AGGAAUUGAUAUCUUAAUUGCAAUAUAUCAAAAAAAAUUGCUAAUUGAGAUGAAAAAAAUGGAAGUAACUUGUUUUUAUAAAAUAAAUAAAAAUUGAAAAUCAGUUUCUUAAUCAUCUCAAUUUAAGAAUAGUGCAAUACUAAAAUUUUAGUCUUUAUAAGCUAAUAGCAGUUGCUUAAAUUUUAUUAUUUAGAUUAAUGAAAUAAUUUAAGUAAUAUUAGACUGAAAGUUUAACUAAGAUUGGCAGAGAGAAUAUUAAAAACAAACUUAAAUGUUUGAUUCCUAAUUAUAAUAACUAGAAACAAAUUAUUGGCAAAGAAAAGCUAAAGUAUCAGUGUUCAACUAAUACUCAUGAUAACUCAAAAAUUAGUAUGCAAACUAAAGAAACCAAUUAUACAAAUGCUAAAAUUGUAAGUAAAAAAUGGUUACUGAAAAAAAGGAGGCUUAACUAAUAGCAUCCUGUUAUGGAAAUACCUUAAUUUGUUGUUAAACCAUACAUUAGACUAAAAUUAUUUGUAAAUUGUUAGUAAAUAGAAAAAUAUUGA
Messenger RNA from Paramecium sonneborni, 545 nucleotides. The record is from the annotation of a GenBank genome assembly. Lineage: Eukaryota; Ciliophora; Oligohymenophorea; Peniculida; Parameciidae.